Porites lobata is the source of this 7135-nucleotide messenger RNA. The record is from the annotation of a GenBank genome assembly. NCBI's taxonomy places the organism in Eukaryota, Metazoa, Cnidaria, Anthozoa, Scleractinia, Poritidae.
UCAGUCCACUCGUGGGUUGUUGAUGUAGUCUUGCAGAGAAACAAUAAAACAAACUGGAAGAUCUCUGGACUAAAAGAGCCACUUCAAUUGUUUAUUCCCAAGGAUUUUAAUUGGUCGUCGUCGCUAUCCGAUGAGACGUCAAGCACCCAGCAAUACUUCGUGAAACCAAGUUACGAUGUCAAUGAAACUAUUCUUAUAAAUUAUCAUCAGAUAAACCUUACGAACGACCAUACUGUAGUUUUCGUGAAAUUAGGACCCGAAGUAUCGACCUACACGCCUUUACGGGUUUACAUCAGCGUUUCAGACUUUCCCACGCCGACGAGACAUAACUUUUCAACUGUGAUACCCGACUGUGAAAAACAUGUAGACAAGGAAUCUUUGAUGGAUUGUGUUAAAAAUCCUAAAAAUUACGUGUUGUCAUUUACUUCAUCCGAAACUGGUCAUACUGGGAUUCAUUACAUUGGCAUUCACUAUUACGUCAAAAGGGCAAACUACGUUAAGGAUCGAUUACGGAGAUCCUGUGUGACUAAUAGUGGAAGGCAGAAACGUUCUUGCGUUGAAGUCAAACAGCCUCCUCCUUCCCCUACUCCCACUCCUUUGGUGCUAAGAUCUUCAUACAAUGCUAGUACUGAUUUAAGAUACAAUUUUUCUGUGAAUAUCGGAGGCUGUUUAUACUGGUCUGAAGAUGAAGAGCACUGGACACAAAAAGGAUGUAACGUAAGCCUUUAACUUCAAACCGUUAUGUUUUAUUGUUUUUUGUUCUUACCGUCCGUACGCUUAAGUGAGCCAGUUUGAUCACAAUCUUAGCAACUUACGUUUAAGCGUGUUUCUUAACCUUCUGGAUGACCGAUCCGGAUUUAAGCUGUAGUAAAGUUUUGAAUUGGCGACCGUUUUGAGCCCGAUGGAGAGUUAUAUUGUUGCUUUUUCUAUUUUGUUUGGAGAAAGGAUAACAAGCGUAGUCAAGGAUUACGUCCUCUACCCUCUUCAAAGAAAAUGAACGUGGUUUCUACUUACUUUAAAUUUCUGUUAUUUCUCCAGGUAUCGUCCGACGUCGUCAAAGGGUGCAUUAAUUGCCUUUGCAAUCAUCUAUCUGCGUUUGGUGGAGACUUUUUCGUGCCACCAAACAAGAUAGACUUCAAGACGGUGUUUAGUAAGUUCCAGGGCAUUGGAAAAGACAACAACUUUAACGUCUUGACAACAGUGUGCACCUUGCUUUCGCUUUAUAUUAUUUGUCUCAUCUUUGCCCGUCAAGCUGAUAAAAGGGAUAAACAGAAGGUAAGUGGGCACGUGUAUUGUUAGUAUCUAUUGUUUCUGCGAUAGCUGUCACGUUAGUAAUCUACUCAAAGCACUUGGUAAGGACCUGUUGCUUGACUACUUAUGUGUUAGUUCCAGGAUUCAACAUUGUUAGUUUGGCUUUAGUGAGUUUAAUUAUUAUCUAGUAGUUUUAUCUUUCAUUGCAUGUUUUUCAGACCAUACCAAAUAUCUGUCUCCCCGACAACGAGGAGUAUGGCGUUUAUCAUUAUCAUAUUUCAAUUGCCACAGGCAUGUGGAUGGGAAGUGGCACUACAGCCAACGUGGGACUAAUAAUAUAUGGGGAGGACUGUUGCAGUGGGAAAAUCAUUCUGAACGACUUUGGAGCGAAAAAGACCUUUUUUGCUAGGGCAAGUGUUAACACCUUUUCUUUAUCGCUGCCCAGAAGCCUGGGUUCCCUGUAUAAGCUCAAAGUGUGGCACGACAACACAGGACACAGUCCAGCAUGGUUUCUACUAGAUGUAGUUAUCACGGAUUCGGAAUCGAAGCAAAAGUGGCAUUUUAAUGCAAAUAGAUGGCUUGCAGUUGAAAGAGCUGGUGGAGAAAUCGAGUUAACCAUUAAUGUUUCAAACAAAAAGGAUAUAUCAAGGUUCAAAAAUCUCUUCUAUCACAGGGUUUCAAAGCAACUGGCGGACGGACAUUUGUGGAUUUCCAUUUUUACCAGGCCACCCCAGAGCUCAUUUAGCCGAACGCAACGCAUUUCUUGCUGUAUGUCAGUGUUCUUUUGUGCUAUGAUUACAAACGCUAUGUUUUAUAAACUGGGUGAGAAGGCUGAAGAUACAUUUGAAAUUGGUCCACUAGUAAUGAGUUGGACGCAAGUUAAAAUUGGGAUCCAAAGCGCCAUGAUAGUGUCACCUGUUAAUGUCAUUAUUGUGGGUAUUUUUCGAAACGCCAAACGAAAGAAAGAACAGCUCAGAGACUGCGGUGAACUUUUGAAAGAGAAGUCUUUAAAAGGCCUGCCACAUUUUUUUACCUACGUUGCAUGGUUUCUAUGCAUUUCUUCCAUUCUUUCUUCAGCAUUUUUCAUCGUGCUAUAUAGCCUAUCUUGGGGAACGGAAAUCUCUAAUCAGUGGCUUACGUCUAUUCUCGUUUCAUUCUUCGAAGACGUGACAGUUUUGCAGCCCAUUAAAGUAGUAAUCAUUGCGUGCUUGUUGUCUGCAUUAAUAAGAAAACCUAGCAAGCAUGACCCAGUUCAUGGACAACCUCGCCAUAAAAGACCAUCCGAGGAUGACGCCGCAGUAAUACCACCAACGGAUAAAGACCUCGAAAAGUCUCGAACAUUCUGGGUAAAACUCCGCAAGGUGUUCAGAUCUGUUGCAGAGAUAAUUUUGUUUAUUGUGUUUGCUUUUUUGCUGUUUGUUGUUUGCUACGGAAAUAGGAAUAGCUCAAGGUAUUAUCUGACCAAAUCGCUGAAGGACAUAUUUCUGCAAUUUAACGAUGUAAGUCUUUAGAUAUUGAUAAACAACUACACAGACAGACAAAAAAUCCUAAGUAAAGAAUUCAGUGUUUAGCCAAAAGGGAAACUAUCUGGACCCACUUUAAAAGCUAAUAGUGCUAUUCAUCGGAUAAAGAAUAAAACUUAGGAAAAUCAGUUUUGUUAAUCCAGUGGAUAGCGUUAUGCUUCUCUUGAGUAACUGGGCCAGUAAGCCAGUACUUACGUGUGCCUCAGAAGAAGCGUCAAAAAGAAAAAAAAGAAUUAACAUAACAAAAUAGGAAAAUAAGCAAAGAGAAAAACUAGAAGGGAAAUAAGUGAUAAGCGAACAGGAACAGCCUGCUGUUUAUCCCCGCUUUCACUACUUUCAGAAAAUUUUGCCACACGCGAACACACGUCAAGCCCGUGACUGUCGCCUUUAGAACACUGUCCUUCGAACAAGGGACAAAUUUCUUACCACAGUGAUAGAAACAAUACUGACAUCACACAAGAGGAUAACGAAAUCUGUGUAGAAAUUCCUGAUGGCAGAACGACCCCUGACGGUUUUUUUUCUCUCUUACUCGACUUGCUUCCCAGUGUUACUUUGUUGAAAAUCGCUGAUACAUGUACAUACCGUAGAUUUGUUGCCUUUAAGGUGACUCGACCCAGUUUUUUUGGGAAGGUACCAUCCUACUUUGAAGCUCUCUAGUAUCCCCACCUUUACUUUUAUCGUAAGUCUAACACAUAGAAUGGAUAACAUAUAGAUCAAUCUACAAUAUAACAUGAAAUUUUUGGCGAUCGGAGUAAAUGUCAGGUGGUUAUAAUGCCACGCCCCUUUGAGGUCUGAGUCGAAAAUCGGCUGUUGCCGGCAUUUUUUUGUGAAAAUCUCUCGGCUACACGUAGUGCGCAUUAGUGCCUUGCGCUGAACAGAGUUUCACCAAAAUCGCAAAGACCCAAUUCAAGAAAUUCAGCGGUUUCCAAAUUUAGGUCAUAAUUUAUGCGAAAAUGAUAAGCAAACUUUACACGGAUUAUAUAUAAUAAACUAUGAGAUUUAUCUCUUUAUUUUGGGCAUCGUUAUAACAGAUGGGUCCUUGCAAGUCAGCAAAACGCUUCAGGGCCUUGUAAAUGCGCGCGGUUUCGAGCAAAGUAAACAUAUAGAAAUUAUAGUUUUCGCUAUUUGUUGACGUUUGUCAGCGUUUGAGAGUCCUUCUCACGAAAAAAAGGAUUUUCUUAAAAAUUCUUAGUUUUUUUCCUUCAAAUUUUUUCAGGGCCACAAUUGAUUAACUAACUACCCGGACUCUGAAUUUCAUGGUCAUUGAAAAACUGUGACAUUUUCUUCUAUAAGCCCAAACUUGAGUAAACAUUGAAGAUUUUUAGCGUUUUGGCUGAGUUUGUGCUUUGGGAGUUGUCUAUUGUUUCUAGCCUGUCAUGAUACAGCAUUCUUGUUCAGCACGCGUGCAAUGACCGCGCUUGGCUGACUUCCGAAUGCUCACCGAGAUAUUAUAAUUUUGGUACAGUGAGACAGGCCAUCGCGUGAUACAUAGAGGUUUAACUAACAAUUUUUAAUCAAUUCUCGUGCUUCUUGUGUCUUUGCAAAAAAAUCAAGAAGUGCUACACACUAAGUCUACUUACUAUUACAAAAAUAUCAUUUUUUCAUAGGUUUAAUGCAAGCCAAUAAUUAAACCAACUCGUGACGGGAAUAUCUCAAUUUCAAUUUCUCGAAUUGGGUCUUUGCGAUUUUGGUGAAACUCUGUUCAGCGCAAGGCACUAAUACGCACUACGUGUAGCUGAGAGAUUUUCACAAAAAAAUGCCGGCAACAGCCGAUUUUCGACUCAGACCUCAAAGGGGCGUGGCAUUAUAACCACGUGACAUUUACUCCGAUCGCCAAAAAUUUCAUGUUAUAUUGUAGAUUGAUCUAUAUGUUAUCCAUUCUAUGUGUUAGACUUACGAUAAAAGUAAAGGUGGGGAUACCAGAGAGCUUCAAAGUAGGAUGGUACCCCCCCAAAAAAACUGGGUCGAGUCAGCUUAAGCAAUUUUUCAUUUCCACACCAACCAGUGAUAGUACUAGCUAGAAGAUACUAUUGACUAAUGAACAACUUUUCUUCUUUUCCUUUUGUUAAACACGAAUUGACAUGUCUAAAAUGGCUAAUGUUGGCGUAAAUUAUAUGUUAUCUUUCAGAGAGUAAAUAGUACUCCCACCUUUUGGAACUGGACAAAAGAGAAACUGGUGCCGGGUGUGUACUUCUCAGAAUGGUACAAUGGAAAGAAAGUCGAGCUGCAGGAAGGCUUCAUAAGCAGUGGGUAUCCAUUUCUGGUGGGAAUGCCUAGACUUCGCCAGAUAAGAAUAAAAGCAGGUAACUCUUUUUAGACCCUUAUUCUUCCUUUUAGAUUAUAUAACCACGAAAAACUGAUGCUUAGACGUUUAAGGAAUGCCUAUAAAAUAGAGAUCUCACGGCCCCGAGGUCGAAAGCGAAAGUAUGUCGACCUUCAGUCCAAAAAAUCUUGAUUUCAAGACACGUCUGACGCUACAUUUUCUGUACUUCAGAGCUCAGAAAUCUUUGGCACGAAUUGUAAUGGCAAUUUAAAUGAAAUUCGAGCGGCUAUCUUUAAAAAUCUGUGCAAAAUGACUUCUAGCUCACCGAAACAAGAAUCAAAAUUUAGUUCUCUAUUUUUUUUUUUUUUACAGGAAAGCUAUUGUGUAGUUAAAAUAUAACUAUAACUGAAUAAAGUACUUUUUUCCAGAUUCUUGUGUAGUUAAAGACCUCUUUAUCGCGAAACGAUGUUUACCAUACUACAGUUCCAAGUCAGAAGAAAGAAGUCCAUACAAUCAUCGUGACUGGACACCUGUUACCAAUAUAAGUGCAUUUGAAACUUCAUUUGUAUCGGAGGAUUUGUGUCCCAGGCCAUGGAGGUACCAAACUUCAGAGACCUUAGGGAACCUCUUUUUCAACGGCUUUUAUGGCAUGUACGGCGGUGGCGGUUACAUUGCUGAUUUGGGCUAUAAUCGAGAUACAGCAUUAGGGGUCAUUGAAGAUUUAGAAAACAAUGAUUGGAUAGAUAAUAGGACUUCUGCUGUCUUUGUUGAGUUCACGGUCUAUGAACCUUCAAGCACACUCUUCAGCGUUGCAAAAUACCUCUACGAGAGGUACCCAACGGGAGGGGUCAAAACGACGUCCACAAUUGACACCCUAAUGAUUUACUACCCUGUAGACCCCAGCAUUAGGUCUUUUUACUUGGUAUGUCAACUUAUUUUGGUCAUUUUUGUUUUCGGUUUAUUCAUUGUGGAGAUAGCUAAGCUUUAUCUUCAAGGAUGCGGAUAUUUUACUCGCUUCUGGAACAUUGUGGAUAUAGUGCAAAUUACAGUUGCGGUGGCUGCAAUGAUACAAUACUUCUUCAAAGCGAAGUUUACGAGCAAUUUCGUGCGACGAGUUAGGGAAAACCCGUUCGUUACUUCAAGUUCCGAUUAUAUUGUUCGUUGGUGUCAACUCGAGAUCUGGCUUCUUUCAUUUGCAGUAUUUCUCGUGACGAUAAAGAUGCUGCGAUUGAUCAAAUUUAAUCAUCAUAUUUGUCAUUUAACACACACAAUAAAAUCUGCAGCACAACACCUUGCGUCUUACUCGGUUGUGUUCUCAGCCACCCUUCUCGCCUACACGCUGCUCGGAACACUGCUUUUCGGAAGCAGUGCAGGUCCCUAUUCUACUAUGGCUCAGUCUCUAACAAUGCUCCUUGAAAGGCUUUUGGGCAAUAACAUGUACACUAAGGAACUAAAGGAAAAGAAUGACGUCACAGGCCAGUUAUUUACAUUUGCAUACUCAUUCUCCAUUGCUAUGAUAUUAAUAAACAUGUUUUUGACCAUCCUCAACGCCUCCUAUACUGAAGUGAGACUCCUUAAGCAAGGUCGUUAUCCUGAUGCUGAACUGGCCAGCUUCGCAUGUCGCUAUUUCAGGAAAAAAGUGGAAACAUACUGGCGAGAUGCUAAAAAAUCUUUUAAAAACAGGAAUCAGCCUAAGUCACAUCUGCGAAGGAGAAAGUCAAAGUACUUUAAAGAAGGCACCUCAGACGUUUUGGGUUAUUCUGAUAAGUACCUCUUUACGGAAUAUACUGUAUACAAAAAAGCAUACUCUUGUCUUUUGGAAAAAGAACCCGUCCGGGACUACAAAUACCUCUCUCGGGAGAAAAUUCAAUGUGUUGACGAUUUUGAUGAUAUUGAUAUCGAUACGGUGGACGAAUUUUCUUCUCUUCGAGACAUAAAAAAAGCCUUAUUACAAAUAGGAACAUCACUGUUUAUUUAUCAUCAUGAAUGGAGCUCCAGCAGUCUGUAUGAUGACAGUGACAGAGAAGAAAGAAAUUCCCUGAAAAGCGGGUGGAGCCAGGGCUCCAAUCAGAGUUUGUUCGAUGUGGGAAUUUUUGAG